GAUCCGUACAACGCGAUAUUAUUUUUUUCCUCGCCGCGGGAGAGAAGUCAUCCAUGAACGCGUCACGUGAAAUGAGAUUACCACGUCGUAACGCACGUCCGCAAAAUAACAGAAUACGUAAGCUGUUGUUAUCAGAGUACUGCGAAUUCUCCGAGACGAUCCUGGUUGAGUCGCCGUUUGCGGAAACCACGAGAAAUGGACGUGGGCUACGGCAAGUCGCCCUCGGCCUCACGCCGACCAAACUGAUCGUCGCCGCCGAUGUUCUCCAGACUAAUCCCGGUUUCAUUUGCCCAUCCAAUAUCGACGUCAGUAUCGAGAGUUUUGAACUCGUGUCCGUAUAUCCUCUAGAGUAUGUUACACUCAGUGUGUUCAGGAGAAGACACCGUAGGACAUUAAAGGCAAGAUUCAUUGAUGGCCGAGCUAAUUAUUAUGAGCUCGGUGGCGUGCGGCGUAGAAUGUUUUGGAGGAUCUGGUGCGAGCAGAUACGAAAAUUAUUAGUGGAUAAGAUGGAUGGUAGUUCGUUAUCCGAAACAACAGUAGCGAGUUCGUCGAGUAGUAGCACAUUAUAUUUAGUAUCAUCCAAGAUUGAAGUUAAGAAUAAUCGUGAUGCGAAGAAACCAGCAUUCAGAAUAUGGACUCGUUAUGGAGGCGCUGGUGAUUUCGUUGCUCCCACAUGGACAGACAAGGACUUGUAUCUUGGCCCAUCUUUCAAUGAAUUACUAAAUGGUCAUUACACGCCUGUUCCGGUGAGAUUCGCCGGAGCCAGCUUGCAAGAUCUUAUGUACGAGCUAGAAGAUCAUACUCCGUGUUACGUUACCUGCAAGAAAUCUUGUCAAAGUUGGCCGUGUCAAAUAAAGUUUGAUAGUCAGGCAAAAUCGCGACGUUCCGGAGGACUAUGUAAUGUCAUUUUUACAAGAAAUCGCAGUGCUCAUCAUCACGAUUGCACUCCAAGUUGCAAAAAGUGUAAAAAUAUACUCUCCGAGGAAGAGUUCAUAGAACACGUAGAAAAAAAGUACGAAAAAUACCGACAACAUAGAAAAGGAUCGUCUUUGGCCUCGAAAAUAUCACGUUUCGGUUUCGGUAUACCGGAGAAAUGCAAUUCCGAAUUGAUUCUGGGUCCUUAUCGCGGUGAUUCAGGUUACGUCGACGUCUCUGAGAUCCCGCAUCGUUUCGUCGACCCUCGCAAAUUAAUCGAAAGUGGCGUGACAAUCUGGGAGGAUCACAGAUCCUUCAAGAGUCAGAAACACCCCAGAAGAUAUGCCUUCUCUUCAGCAGCGCAUUUCUUCCACGCGCUGGGACCGUGGUCGGUUCAACCUGGUGAACGCGAAUCCGUGCAAACUCUCAGAUCGCCGAGUGCGGUCAACAUCCGCAAACAACCAUCGGACCCGGAACUCAGACUUCCGGUCUCACGUCGUCAAUUGACAGCCAGUGUUUCUUGCACCGCUUUAACGUCCGGAAGUUCCAGUACCGUUGGUACCGUUACUAGAGGACGAGUGAUUCUCUUCUGGACACCGGAAUAUUGGUACAGACCUCAGGCAGCUGCGACUGCUUACAAAGAGCUAAGGCAUCAUUUGGCAUCUCUUCGAGAUUUUCGAUGCGGAAAAGAGAAGCAAAUGAAAAGGAAGCUCUUCUGCAGACGGAAGAGUCAGAUAUCGGCAGGCGAGAGCGGCAAUUCCGAAACUACAAUUAUGGGAAAAUCCAGCAGUCUAUUAGAACGCGUGCUUUUCAUCAAUGGUACGCGUAAACAGAAUAAGAAGCAGGUUGAAAAUGCGGACAAAGGCACGGCGCAAUUGCGGAAAUUGUUGAAGAUGAAUCUCCGUAUCACUGUGUGGGACUUGGACAGCACAACUCUAGCCGCGCAACUGACGAUGAUCGAUCGCGAUCUCUUCAUUCGCAUUCCCGCAACUGAGAUCGAGGUGCUGAUCCAUCAGAGAUCCUCGCGCAACGCGCCGAAUAUAGGCGCCUGGAUCGCUUUCAGUCACCGAAUUGCUUGUUUGACGGUCAGCGAAAUCCUCGCCAUCAAGCAGCUGGACAUGAGAACCAGGAUCAUGGCGAGAUUCAUCAACGCAGCCGACAAGUGUUUUACCUUCGGCAAUUUUCAGUCCUGCCGAUCUAUCCUGGCCGGUCUGCAGGCUCCGCCAAUUUACAGACUUCGUAGAAGUUGGUCUUACUUGAGGACUCAUCACGCCAACAGAUAUGAGACAAUGGAGAAGCUGUCCAAGAUUUAUAGAAGUCCGCGUUGUUCAAAGUAUCAAAAAACUUGGACUGCAGCAAAACGCAGUCCACCCUGCAUGCCAUAUGUCGGUCAUUUGCUGAUCAAAGUUCUGGAAUUAAAUGGCUGGAGGGAGAUUCAAACAAAUUCUGCAUCUUCUACAAGAAAACAAUUAACCGUGCAAACUGGGACUUUAGAAUCUAUUAACAAUAAUUUCAAUAAUAUUCGCUCCGGAGAUAGACAGGACAUAAUACGAUCCGAGCGAGAUGGAUUUUCGUGUUUAGCCAAACGUAUUUUCGUGGCAACGCUUGCCAGGAUAAAAUUCACGAAACGUCGGAAUACCACCAACGAGAUGACGAACGAUGUCUGGACAUGUAGACAACGAUAUCUGGCGCGCAUUUUUUAUCGUUGGCGUACUUUCACGUUGGAAUCGAAAAUACUCUCGGAGAACGAUAGAAGAUCCAAGAACGUGGAUUUGAAGAGGCAGCACGUUCUCACCAUGGCAAUUUGGUUGACGGACUGUCAAAGAUUUGCGCAGAGCUACAGUUUUCUAAUGAACUCAUUCGCGUGCGAAUAUCUUUUGAAAGCGCGUUACAGAGAGGAUCGCGAAAACUUUUUUAUCAGCCUCAAGUUGGAACCACCGAAGACAACUUGAACGAUAUGUGUUGGAAGAUUUGAUCAAGACUUUAUUGAUGGCAAUUGGUAUGUAACUUUAUCAUAUAUGUUAGCCACGAUUGUUUUUAUUUCGAGCGCGACAAAGCAUAAGAAAUACAUUAGCUAAUAGCGUCGAUUAUUU
Messenger RNA from Nylanderia fulva, 3008 nucleotides. Lineage: Eukaryota; Metazoa; Arthropoda; Insecta; Hymenoptera; Formicidae. The record is from RefSeq and is a predicted model, not a curated record.